UUCAACCGUUCAGUGCCAAGAAAUUAUCUGCGCAUAUUCUUUAUUUAAGGCGUAAUAUUAUGGAUACAACGCGAAAAGAAGACUGAAGAUCUCUUGUUUUUGCAAAACCAGGGCAAAAAAAUGAGCAACAUCCUCCACGCGGCUUCUAAAGUGAGAUGGAAUCAGAGCACUGCGGCGAAACGAGCAGCGUUCCUGGCGGUGGCAGCAUACGGGGCGAAGACGCUUUACCCCAUCAUCUGCAAACAAAUAAAUCAACGGAAGGCAGCCAAGAACGACACAAACGCAUUAGGACAUGAGAACGGAUUGAUAUCUACUCAUAAAUCCGCACCGGAGACUAUUUCUAGUCUUAAUAAAUCGGCCGGCGUCAAUGCGGAAUUCUUCAAGCAGGUUCUUGAACUGGUUAAAAUCGUAUUCCCGAGGUUCGUAACUAAAGAGCUGGGUUUACUAUGUUUACAUUCAAUCGCUUUGGUUUCAAGGACGUUUCUGUCUAUUUAUGUGGCCGGUUUGGAUGGCAAAAUCGUGAAAACGAUCGUAGAGAAGCAGCCGCGGAGCUUCAUGCUCAAACUCAUGAAAUGGAUCCUGAUCGCCAUCCCGGCCACAUUCGUGAACAGCGCGAUCCGUUAUCUGGAGUGUAAGCUCGCGCUGGCCUUCCGCACGCGCCUGGUCGAUCAUGCGUAUAAAACAUAUUUCACCGAUCAGACAUAUUAUAAAGUCAGCAAUAUGGACGGGAGACUGGCGAACCCGGACCAGUCGCUAACAGAAGAUGUCAUGAUGUUCUCGCAGUCUAUUGCGCAUCUAUACUCAAACCUCACCAAACCCAUUCUGGACGUGAUUCUCACUUCCUAUACUUUGAUACAGACUGCGAGAUCUCGGGGUGCGAACGCGACCGGACCGACCGUGCUGGCGGGUCUGGUGGUGUUCGCCACGGCGAAGGUUCUGCGCGCAUGUUCGCCGAAGUUCGGGAAGCUGGUGGCGGAGGAGGCGCACAGAAAGGGAUACCUGCGCUAUGUGCACUCUCGAAUUAUUGCCAAUGCAGAGGAGAUCGCCUUCUAUAGGGGACAUAACGUCGAGAUGCGGCAGCUACAAAAGUGUUAUAGCGUCCUGGCAGAGCAGAUGAACCUCAUUCUUUCCAAACGCCUGUGGUACAUCAUGAUCGAGCAGUUCCUCAUGAAAUACGUCUGGAGUGGAAGUGGGUUGGUCAUGGUCGCCGUGCCAAUCAUAACCGCCACUGGCUAUGCAGACAAUGAACUUGCAGACGGUCAGACUCAAGUGUUGGUGAGUGAAAGAACUGAGGCCUUCACAACUGCUCGCAAUCUACUGGCCUCAGGAGCGGAUGCCAUUGAAAGGAUAAUGUCUUCUUAUAAAGAGAUCACUGAGUUGGCGGGCUACACAGCUCGUGUGCACAACAUGUUCUUGGUGUUUGCCGAAGUUCAGAGGGGAAUAUACAAACGUUCAUCUGUCACCGCAGGGGAGAUAAACGGGAACCCACCUGAGAUGCACAUUGACGGUUCUUUGGAGAUCAAAGGCAAAGUGAUUGAUGUGGAUAAAGGUAUAGUGUGUGAAAAUGUGCCUAUAAUCACUCCUAAUGGGGAUGUGGUCGUGUCCAGCCUCAACUUCAAGGUGGAGGAGGGGAUGCACUUGCUGAUCACAGGACCAAAUGGAUGUGGGAAGAGUUCUCUGUUCAGGAUCCUGAGUGGCCUGUGGCCUGUGUACAGCGGGCUGCUUCAUAAACCCUCUCCUGAACACAUGUUCUAUAUCCCACAGAGGCCGUACAUGUCUAUCGGUACGUUACGAGACCAGGUCAUCUAUCCCGACUCUCUGGACGACAUGCAUGAGAGGGGUUACAGAGACAAAGUCCUGGAGGUCAUUCUGGACAUUGUCAAUUUAAACCACAUUGUCACCAGGGAAGGAGGCUGGGAUGCUGAGUGUGAUUGGAAAGAUGUUCUUUCAGGAGGAGAGAAGCAGCGUAUGGGCAUGGCACGCAUGUUUUACCACAAGCCCAAAUAUGCCCUGCUGGAUGAGUGCACCAGUGCUGUCAGCAUUGAUGUAGAGGGUAAAAUAUUCCAGGCUGCAAAGGAUGCUGGGAUCUCCCUGCUGUCCAUCACCCAUAGACCCUCUCUGUGGAAGUACCACACGCACCUGCUGCAGUUUGAUGGGGAGGGCGGCUGGCGGUUUGAGCAGCUGGAUACGGCCACGCGGCUCUCGCUGACGGAGGAGAAACAGCGUUUAGAGUCGCAGCUUGCCGGCAUCCCUAAGAUGCAACACCGACUAAACGAACUGUGUAAGAUCUUGGGUGAAGAUUCGGUCUUAAAGACGACAGAACACAUUGAUGAGGGGGAGAGAAAUCUUGAAAUGCUAGAUGUUCAGAAACGCACAUGCUUUGGUACUUUUAACAAUGUAUCCUCGAUUUAAAAAAUGUGGUUUGUAGGAAUGACAUUCUAAUUAUUUUUUUCUAUACUGAACUUUACUGAGUUUAAUUUUGAUUGUAAAAACGAUUUAGAGUUGUUUUGUUUAAAUUAG
Messenger RNA from Xyrauchen texanus (razorback sucker), 2520 nucleotides. It is a transcript of the gene abcd2, whose product is annotated as ATP-binding cassette sub-family D member 2. Gene Ontology annotation, biological process: fatty acid beta-oxidation; long-chain fatty acid import into peroxisome; peroxisome organization. The record is from RefSeq and is a predicted model, not a curated record. NCBI's taxonomy places the organism in Eukaryota, Metazoa, Chordata, Actinopteri, Cypriniformes, Catostomidae. The coding region runs from base 121 to 2412 and encodes 763 amino acids. The transcript has 10 exons. Gene Ontology annotation, molecular function: ATP hydrolysis activity; ATP binding; long-chain fatty acid transmembrane transporter activity. Gene Ontology annotation, cellular component: peroxisomal membrane.